This is a messenger RNA of Hyposmocoma kahamanoa, 669 nucleotides long. RefSeq lists its product as uncharacterized. Lineage: Eukaryota; Metazoa; Arthropoda; Insecta; Lepidoptera; Cosmopterigidae. The record is from RefSeq and is a predicted model, not a curated record. The coding region runs from base 128 to 496 and encodes 122 amino acids. The transcript is spliced from 5 exons.
CGGCACUAUUUUCAUAUCAAUCUUUGGUGCGAUCCUGGUAAUAGGUUUUCUAGUAAGAGGUUCUAUCUCAAGUUUUGGGUUCGACUUCUACCAACAAUCACAAUUUAAGAUCUGGAUCUAUUACGUCAUGUUUAAAUACCUCUUGGCCUGUAUGUUUGCAGGUAUAGCCUGGAUCAAUCGUUGUAUAGCUCGGGAAGAAGGAGCUCGGGAUCUGAUGCUUCAAUUCAGUAUCUAUUUCGCCGUGAGCACAUUAUUAUUCCACAUAAUCUUUGUCGUAAGCGACUUGAUCAUUUGCUCGCAGAACUGCGCUGCCUUAGCAAUAUCUCGAUUUAGCGUUGUUGCCCUUAUUGCUAUCGUAAUGCCCUAUUCAGUCUUAGUAAUUAAUAGCUACAGACUCUCUCUAAAGCCUUUUCCUCCAAGCCACCCUAAUAAGGUGGCUAAUGAUAAGAAAAGCGAAGUCUUACCACAAAUAUCAGAACCUACCUCUUAUACCUAGUCAUUUGCACUCACCACGCCGUCAUCUUUCAUUUUGGAAACUUAAAGGAGAAAAAUGAAAAAUAAUUGAAAAGCCUGCGAAACUUAGUUUAAUAUUACUGGUAAAACUAAAACAAUGCUAAAUUUAUGCCUUCGGUAACCUGCUCGUUACCAAGUUUUCCACUCACGAUUAUG